CAUUGCCGAUUCAGCGACCCGAGAUCUCGUUGUCGGUACAGACUCUGGGCGGCUCAGGCUCCUGCCUGCACUCUCUGCGCUUGACCGGCUCCCGAUAACUCAUGUCGGUCUCGGGUUCGACGACUUCCUACCGAGCAGGACCUCUCUCCCCAUCGUCUCCAGCGGCUGGAUCGUGCAAGGCGACCCAACCGCUGCUUUCUGGGAUCGAUCACACUCCACAGACACCCACAUCUCCUCCGUUGAUGUCAGUCGGGUCUCAAAACUAUGCCUCCAGCUUCACUACCACACAGGCAUCACCCGGCCAGACGACGACGUCACAAACAGCACCUCUCUCUUCACCUCCUUCCUCAACUCCGAUGUCUACGCAGCUGUCGCAGCAGCCGACUGUAGCGGCGACAAACUCUUUUCCUACUCCAGCAAGCAGCGUCAGUGGUCACCUGAUGGGAACAGCAUCUGCGGAAGAUCUAGAGAAUGCGGAGAAAUCGGGCGCCCGGAUACAGGGCCAGGAUUCGGGAUCAAUGGCAGACUCAAUGACGAUGGACGAUUCGGGACAUCACCGGUCAGAUCAUGACCGACAGCGGGGAGGAGAGGGAAGGACGAAGUUGAAUGAUUCAACAACAGUCAAAGAUGAAGACGCGAUGGACGUGGAUGGAGGAGCGGGCAUUUCUCGAGACGAAGGAGAAUUCAGUUUGUCCUCUCUAGAGAAAGAUUUUGGCCCAGCUUUCCAUCUCUGCAAAACUUCCCAUACCAUGACAGGCCCAGAUCCAAGUUGGGAUUUGGUGUCACUCUAUGGACUAGGCCCCAUCGCGAAAUCCGUUGCCAGGACGGAUCCCGUCACGGGAGAGAAGAUCAACCGGCUCAGGAAGUCUUAUGAGGGAAAGCUUAAAGGCCUCGGUUUGGCGGGAAGGAAUAAACCCGUCAAGCAUGAUCCGGGAGCGCCUGGCGGCCUGCGGGACCUGACGAUGUGGCCCGAGGAGGAGUGGCAGAACCAAAAGGUUUCUGGCAAGGAGAUACGGGUCGCAGACCUCGACUCAGCAUUCUACAAGCUGCAGAUGAAGGCCAUGAAGAUGGAACCGGGAACGGUUCCGAACCACGAGUUCUGGGAGGAUGCUUUGGGUCAUGAAAAGCCACCGAAGCAUCCAGGCCCCGGAGACAGCAAGAAAGUGUCUGGCGCUGCGACUCCAAACGCUGCUCGACAACCCAGUCAACCGAAUGGCACGCCGACUGCUACAGAACCCGAGCGCACUCGACCGAGUCGUGGGCGCAAGAGACAUUAUGAUGAUAAUAGUUUCGUGGGCUAUGGCGAGGGCUACGUGGAUGAUGACGAUGACGCUUUGUAUUCCAACAGCGAAUCCGGCAAGAAAAGGCGGAAGAAGGACAAUAUUCCUAGAGGCCCGCCCCCGAUACCUGAACGGAGUGGCAGCUAUGGUGUCGGCAUGUUCGGCAUUGGGGCCAGAUAAUGGAGAGGGAUAGAAAUUUUCGACAUAAUAAUCUUUUGGGGCGCUCCGGGCGGAAAGUCCAACUAAAUGACGGCGACAAUCUCGACGGAAAAAAAAAAUAUCUUUAUGCGGGAGUGUCGUGUUUAACGUCCGCUUUCUCCUUCAUCGCUCCUU
Paecilomyces variotii is the source of this 1613-nucleotide messenger RNA. RefSeq names its product rox3 family protein. Gene Ontology annotation, biological process: regulation of transcription by RNA polymerase II. Bases 102 to 1460 code for a protein of 452 amino acids. Lineage: Eukaryota; Fungi; Ascomycota; Eurotiomycetes; Eurotiales; Thermoascaceae. The record is from RefSeq and is a predicted model, not a curated record. Gene Ontology annotation, molecular function: transcription coregulator activity. Gene Ontology annotation, cellular component: mediator complex. The transcript is spliced from 3 exons.